This is a messenger RNA of Aspergillus saccharolyticus JOP 1030-1, 1427 nucleotides long. RefSeq names its product 4-hydroxyphenylpyruvate dioxygenase family protein. The transcript is spliced from 4 exons. Gene Ontology annotation, molecular function: 4-hydroxyphenylpyruvate dioxygenase activity. The record is from RefSeq and is a predicted model, not a curated record. Gene Ontology annotation, biological process: L-tyrosine catabolic process. Lineage: Eukaryota; Fungi; Ascomycota; Eurotiomycetes; Eurotiales; Aspergillaceae. Bases 199 to 1410 code for a protein of 403 amino acids.
GAUCACUACUGUAUCUAUGAAGGGUCAAGAUAGGAAUAUCCGUCUGGAGAUAAGGGUUAAAAGGUAACUCUUUUCCACUCAAACUCAACGCUUGAUCUCAGAACUCCUUUUGCAUCAUCAACCCCAACACGAUCUAUUGAUACAACAAAACAGUCAUCUUCUAGCCCUACCUACAAAGCAAUCUCAGCACACAUCGUCAUGGCUCCCAUCGCCACCUCUUCCCCUACCACCUCUCUCCCCACCAAUAACUCCAGCCUCGCCAGCUACAAGGGCUACGACCAUGUGCACUGGUACGUGGGCAACGCCAAACAGGCGGCCGCCUUCUACAUCACCCGCAUGGGCUUCCAGCGUGUGGCCUACCGCGGCCUCGAGACCAACAGCCGCGCGGUCUGCUCGCAUGUCGUCCGCAACGGCGACAUCACCUUCAUCCUGACCUCUCCCCUGCGCUCCCUGGACCAACUCGCCCGCUUCGACCCCGCCGAGCAAGACCUCCUCCGCGAAAUCCACGCCCACCUCGAGCAGCACGGCGACGCCGUCAAGGACGUGGCCUUUGAGGUCGACUCGGUGGAUGCCGUGUACAACGCCGCCGUGGCCAACGGGGCAAAAGCCGUCUCGGGCCCGCAGACCCUCGAGGAUGGCGACGGACAGGUGCGCGUGGCCACCAUCCAGACCUACGGACAGACGACGCACACCUUGAUCGAGCGGGGACAGUACCACGGGGCCUUCCUGCCCGGCUAUCGGGUAGAGACUGGUGGCCCCGAUCCCAUCACUGCUCUUCUGCCGGGGGUGCAUCUACGACACAUCGAUCACUGUGUGGGGAACCAGGAUUGGGAUGAGAUGGAUAAGAUCUGCCAAUACUACGAGAACGCGCUCGGUUUCCACCGCUUCUGGUCCGUCGACGACAAGGACAUCUGCACUGAAUUCUCCGCCUUGAAGAGCAUCGUUAUGGCCUCUCCCAACGAGGUCGUCAAAAUGCCCAUCAACGAGCCCGCCAAGGGCAAGAAGCAGUCCCAAAUCGAGGAGUACGUCGACUUCUACAACGGGGCCGGCGUGCAGCACAUCGCCCUCCUCACGGACGACAUCAUCCGCGACAUCACCAACCUCAAGGCACGCGGGGUGGAGUUCAUCCAGGUGCCGGACACCUAUUAUGAGGACAUCAAGAUCCGGCUGAAGAAGGCGGGGCUGGUGCUGCACGAGGACUUUGAGGAGAUUCGCAAGUUGGAUAUCUUGAUUGAUUUCGACGAGGGGGGGUAUUUGCUCCAGCUGUUUACUAAGCAUCUGAUGGACCGUCCAACGGUGUUCAUCGAGAUCAUCCAGCGGCAUAAUUUCGCUGGGUUUGGCGCGGGGAACUUCAAGUCGCUGUUCGAGGCGAUUGAGCGGGAGCAGGCGCUGAGGGGGAAUUUGGUUUGAGGCUGAGGCGGGUUCGG